AUGUUUUGGCCGUUGUUUGCGUUGGGUUUGGCUGUGCCGGCGGCGGCGGUGGUGGGUGGGGGUCCGGCUGCUCCUCCCGAGCCUGAUGCUGCGGUGGUCUUCACACAGAAGCAUGGCUUCAGCUGCCGCUUGGAAGGCCUUAAGGACGAUAAACGAGGAUAUUACAUGUUUGCUGGAAUAAGAUAUGCAGAGCCACCAGUUGGUCCGAUGAGGUUCCAACGGCCAAUACGCCGAUAUCUCGCAGGUGAAAUCAACGCUACUAGAAACUGUCCACCAUGUCCUCAGCUGGAUCCUUUGGGCUCUGGGAGAGUCAUUGGAAGGGAAGAUUGCUUAUGUUUAAAUGUUUUCUCACCAAAAAUGCCUGGUGAAGAGCAAGGUAGUCCAGUUGUUUUCUUUAUUCAUGGUGGCAAUUACAGAUCAGGGUCAAUCGCGCCGUAUGGAGGUCAAAGUUUCGCGCAAAAAGACACAAUCAUAGUAACAGCUCAGUACCGUCUGGGGACCCUUGGGUUUUUAAGUACGGGACAAAGGGAUGCGUCAGGGAACACCGGCCUGUUCGACCUUCGCGCUGCUAUGGCUUGGAUCCAAGAUUACAUUGAAUUCUUCGGUGGAGACAAAUCUCGUCUAAUUGUUAUGGGCCAAGGGUCUGGUGGCAGUGCCGCAUCUCUCCUCUCAUUAUCUCCCGAAGGCAGAUCAGCUACUGGUGUAGUCGCUUUAUCUGGUGCUCCGCUAUCACCUGGAGCUAUAAAAGAAGAACCAAAUAAACACGCCGAAGCUCUUGCGGAAAAGACCGGUUGUCCUAAGGCACCUGCAGAAAGAUUGAUUAUGUGUCUAAGGAAAAUUCCAGUAGAAAAAAUUAUACAAGUAGAUAACGAAAUCGGUACAAGCAUGGUCGAUACGAAAGCAUUUUUGGAUGAAAUAUCUGGGCGCUCAGGUUCUGGUGUACGCGUGGAAGAUAAGGAUGAUGACCGCGGUCUCCCUCCUAUGGUACAAGAGCAACCGUCGGAGUCUUUGAAAUUGAAACAACAAAGGUGUCCCAUCCUCACUGGAGUCGUAUCCGCAGAGACAUCUAACGCUGUAUUUGGAAAGUACAAUCAAUUUUUAACAACUCAAUUAAAAUCGGUCAAGGACUUUAUCAAGAAAGAUCUAAUUGGAGGACUCAAGAAUGUGGUAGAUAAUGUCCCAGGCCUCAAUAUAUUGCAAGUAGCAGGACUCAACAGCAUACUACCUCUACCGGAUUACUAUCAAGCUCUGUUUGAUAGUUCCUUGAACGCGGUUGAUGGGCUCAGUCAGAUCGCUGAAGCCACCGGAGACGCGCUGUUCAACUUCCCCGCGUAUCAAAGUGUGCGGUCGUGGAGCGAGUGCGCACCUGCCUUCCUAUAUAGCUUUGAACAUGUCGGCAAUCUUACUAAGGGCUCUUAUUUCUUACCUGGACUUGCUCUUACACAGAACGCAGAUGGAUCCACUGCGAAUAAUGAAAAAAAACCUAAAGGACCGGCUCACGGCGAUGAACUGGCUUAUCUCUUUGAACCAUUGGACGAUAACGGCAAUUCUAUAGUCGGUGGAAUAUCACAAAUUGACGAGAAAGCUAGAAAUGCCUUUUUGGAUCUAAUAACAAAAUUUGCCCAUCAAAUGCCAAACGAUAAAAAUAAUACGAAUAACGCAACAAACAUCUUCGGAUUUGAACCUUAUUCAUCUGAUGGCGAAAAAUAUCUUAAGAUAACUGACAAAGUAACUACGGAUAAAAAUUUCAGAUUUUGCCAAAUGGGCUUAUGGGGUAAUAUAGCUGAUAGGAUAACGGGAGCUGUUUGCAAAAAUAUUUUAGGUCAGGUUUUAAAUCUGCCUAAGCUUCUAGAGAAGCCACUGGGCAAUGUUCCAGUUGUCAAUGGUUUGGGAUCUGCGGGUCAGAAUUUGGGCGGUGGAUUACUACCAAUUUCAGCUCCGGUAAAGAAUAAAAACACAAAUCCAUCUGUAGUGCCAAUGUGGAGUAACACUUUCAAUAAUUUUGGAUUA
Molecule: messenger RNA, 2010 nt
Organism: Brenthis ino (lesser marbled fritillary)
Lineage: Eukaryota; Metazoa; Arthropoda; Insecta; Lepidoptera; Nymphalidae
Source: the annotation of a GenBank genome assembly